AUGGCGAUCGACCGUAUUGUGCAGUUCGUCCUCCGCGGAGCUCAGCUCGUGUUCGCAGCCAUCGUGGCUGGUAUCACCGGCGCCUACCUCCACGCGACCCAAAACACCUCGUCGUGGGACAAUGGCCGGUACAUCUACACCAUCGUGGUGGCCAGCUUGUCGCUUCUCUUCGCCUUGAUAUGGCUCCUCCCCUUCUCGGGAAGCUUCAUCCAUUGGCCCAUGGACAUCUUCCUCAGCAUCCUCUGGUUCGUCGCCUUUGGUCUGCUCGUCAACCUUGUCGGUGAUGGUUGCGGUCCCAUCUUUGAUUGGAGCAAUGUCAGCCCCCGCGGUGACGCCUGCGGUCGCAACAAGGCCAACAUCGCUUUCUGCUUCCUGUCCGCCAUCGUCUGGCUCGCCUCUGCCCUCGUCGGUCUCUUCUGGGUCCGUCGUCGCACCGCCGUCGCCGAUAGCCGCCCCGCUCACACCGGCCGCCGCCGCUGGUACCGCUCUUCGCGUGUCUAA
This is a messenger RNA of Colletotrichum costaricense, 501 nucleotides long. RefSeq lists its product as uncharacterized. Lineage: Eukaryota; Fungi; Ascomycota; Sordariomycetes; Glomerellales; Glomerellaceae. Gene Ontology annotation, cellular component: membrane. Bases 1 to 501 code for a protein of 166 amino acids. The record is from RefSeq and is a predicted model, not a curated record. The transcript is spliced from 2 exons.